Molecule: messenger RNA, 489 nt
Organism: Helobdella robusta
Lineage: Eukaryota; Metazoa; Annelida; Clitellata; Rhynchobdellida; Glossiphoniidae
Exons: 3
Coding region: 1-489 (162 amino acids)
Molecular function (GO): carbohydrate binding
Source: RefSeq, a predicted model, not a curated record
AUGAACGAGGCAUUUCAAUUUACAAAGAUUAUUAUCAGGAAAGUAACGACUACUAUCGCAACCUUCCUUGCAAUCUUCAUCAUCAUCAUCAGUUCCAACAAAAUCUUCCAGGUGGAUGGAGUGGAUGCAGACCCACUCGUUGAAAAAGAAUAUUGUCAGUGGGGUAAGUUGAACAUCAGCUGUUCACCGAGUCACGUGAUCAUCAUCGAAUCUGCCAUUUAUGGCAGGGUCAGGGUUGGAAAGUGCAUAAGAGACUUGAACAAGGUUCACAAUUGUUCAUGGAAUGUAGGCGAGCUGACUGAUUGGUUGUGCUCGGGACGUGUUGGCUGCUACUUCGACGUUGCUCAGUUCUCCAUGUGGGGUGUCCAACCAUGCUCCCAGGAACUUACAUCCAACCUCUACAUCCAGUACAGAUGCGUUCAAGGUGUUGUUGUUGUUGAUGACGAUGAUGAAGAUGGUAAUGGGGAUGAGUGCGUCUAUAGUUCUUGA